CCGACACCACGGCAAUUGCACGCCCAACAUGCCGCUCGCCGCGCUCAAGACGGUUGCAAAGGCCCAGAAUGGCGUGGGCGCCUUUGUCCUGCCCUGCAAAUCCCUAACCUUCCACUACUGCAACUGGUGGGGGUCGUCUCGCGGCAUGAAUGCCUUUAUCAAGUCUUCGCUGCCGGCUUUUGCGAAGCGCAACCCCCAGAUUGAAAUCUGCGUCAGCCCACGGCCAGCCCACCACCCCGUCAUCAUCGCAAACUACAUCAAUGGCGCCCAGCGGUCAAUAUGCGUCAAGAACCUGCAGAACGAGGGCGUGCGCGAAAAGGCCGAGAUGCUGAGGAAUAGCACGGGAGAGAAGAACAGGAAGCUGGAUGGCCGUCCAGUGAAGAGUCUGAACGAGAGUGUGAGGGGUGUGUGGAGUCCAUUCCACGGCAGCAAGAUUAAGAUAUGAGCGUCCGAGGCAGCCGGAGGACGAGGGUCACGUAGAAAUGCGAAUACUUGAGGAUCCAAGGCACAGUUUCUGGCGAUAUCAGACCAAGCGAGUCCAACCACACGACCAUUGCGGCCAGCGCGAACAAGGCUCGGAUAGAAGCCAACGCAUGCAAAGACGCAAAUCUGGGCGCAGCAUGCACAUCAUUUGUAUAGUCAUUGUAAC
Molecule: messenger RNA, 649 nt
Organism: Exserohilum turcica Et28A
Lineage: Eukaryota; Fungi; Ascomycota; Dothideomycetes; Pleosporales; Pleosporaceae
Exons: 2
Coding region: 29-445 (138 amino acids)
Biological process (GO): mitochondrial translation
Cellular component (GO): mitochondrial large ribosomal subunit
Molecular function (GO): structural constituent of ribosome
Source: RefSeq, a predicted model, not a curated record